AUGAGGCUCCUCCGAACUCUCUCUGGACACCAUCGUUUAGUGAUUCGAGCGAUAGGGCGUCGACAUUUUGCUUCCUCAACAGAAGAGUACGCCAAGCGGAAUUACGCGAACAAUGAGGCCGAGUAUAAAACUGUUAUCGGCUCUCUCACUUCUCAGCGAAGGCCUUAUUUGUUGAGGGAUGUGUAUGAUGAUAUGAUGUUGGAUGGAGUGAAGCCAGAGAGGGAUACGUUUCAUUCGCUUAUCGUCGGGACAAUGAAAGGGUCUCGAUUGCAAGAUGCUUUCUUUUUCCGGGACGAAAUGAAAUCCAUGGGGUUGGCUCCUGAUGUUGCUUUAUACAACUUCCUAAUCUCAGCUUGUGGAAAAUGCAAGAACUCUGACCAGGCCAUUCGGCUUUUAGAAGAAAUGAAGAGAUCUGAGGUGAAACCUACUGGACAGACCUACAUAUGUCUACUUAAUGCAUGUGCAGCUGAUGGAAGAUUAGAUCGAGUAUAUGCUAUAGUUCGAGAUAUGACUGCUGCUGGUCUUGGUUUGAACAAUUUCUGCUAUGCUGGAAUUAUAACUGCACACAAAAACAAGAUUCCUCUUCCAGAUGAUACAGCUUCAAAAAUUUUUGAGCUUGUUGAGCAGUCCAAAGGGUGGUCCUCAGUUGAACAAACAAAAGACAAUGCUGAAAAUAUUAUGCUGGGUAUCUCUGAAGAAGAAUUGUAUAACCUCCCUACGGCUGAGUAUAUUCAUCGCCGUGGUGGGUUCAUUUCCAGGCAGUUUACUGUAUAUCAUGUGGCAUUUCAUGCUUAUGCUGACCUGAGGAAUGUUGAGGCUACGGAAAGACUCCUGGAGAUGCUUGAGAAGGAUGGUAAAUCCCCCGAUGUUUUCAUUCUGAUGCAAGUUAUGAGGUGCUAUCUUCAUGCUGGGGACGUAGACCGUGGUCAAAAAAUUUUCGAAGACUACAUGAAAUCCAAUAGACCACCUAUGAUAGAACUAUACGUGAUACUUGCAGAGGGAGCAAUGGUUGGAUAUACACCCAGGGGAAUGCAACUUGCUCAAGAGACGCUGGUCAAUAUGAAUUCUAGGGGCUUUACCCUGAAUGUGAGAAUGGGAAAUGAUCUCCUCCUUGCAGCCUCCGGUGAAAAAACCGGUGGAUACACGACUGCCAACUUAAUAUGGGACAUGAUGCAAGCUCGUCGCUUGACCCCUUCACUUCCUGCUGUUCAAGCAUAUUACAAUGGAUUAAAAGAACGAGAGAUACCCAAUGACGAUCCACGACUGAUGUUAGUUUCUCGAACCCUUGACAAUUUGCGACUUAGAUUUGGUCCUGGAGCUGGACGAUAG
This is a messenger RNA of Fraxinus pennsylvanica, 1329 nucleotides long. Lineage: Eukaryota; Viridiplantae; Streptophyta; Magnoliopsida; Lamiales; Oleaceae. The record is from the annotation of a GenBank genome assembly.